This is a messenger RNA of Dermacentor albipictus, 3319 nucleotides long. RefSeq lists its product as uncharacterized. Gene Ontology annotation, cellular component: membrane. The record is from RefSeq and is a predicted model, not a curated record. Gene Ontology annotation, molecular function: heme binding; heme transmembrane transporter activity. Gene Ontology annotation, biological process: heme export; transmembrane transport. Lineage: Eukaryota; Metazoa; Arthropoda; Arachnida; Ixodida; Ixodidae.
ACUGUCAAGAACGGUUUCCGUGUUCCGUUUUGAUGCUCACCCUCUAACUGUGCUCUCAUCACUCGAAGGUGCCAGUGAUUGCCACUUAUUCGGUGAGGCUCAAUUCUUGGCGAAGUUUGAGAUGCAGCCAUCGCAACUAGCUGCAAAGCCAGCUGAUACCGACGACACUUCGUCUCAAAGUGAUGCCAACCAAAGUUCCGAUCCCGGUUCUCCUCCCGCUCAAUGUGGUCCAAUUCGUCAAGAUCCUUCAGAAAGAAAGCCACACAGUGCGACUCAGCGUCCACGGUAUGAUGACUGGUCACCGCUUUACGAAUUGGAAAGCGUGAGCAGCCAUUCACCUCCAAGCACUGAAAGUCAAGAAACUCCGCGGGACACUUCCGUAAGCAGCUUGCCCAGUGAGGCCGAAUCCAAACGUAUCAUUUCAGGGACUCCUCAGCCGCGCAUAGCCAUCAAAGAAAAGCGAAGUCGCGGCCGUGAACGAGACAUCCGUACCAGCAAUUCUACUGGGGAGACGAAGCCGUCACCAGUAACUCAGCGAUCGCCAGCAGGCUCACCUCAUUUCCUUUUCCAAGACAAUCGUGCGAAGCCCACGAGCACAGUUACUUUCUCCAGCGAAGCUAAGCUGACCCCAAAUAUGCCUGCAUGUGCUUCAGACUAUCCCAUAUCAAUACUGAAGAAACCUGUCGAGUAUUCUUCCAGCUCAUCGGAGAGCCCAAUCAAGAGUCCUCCCUUGGAAAGUUCCGAUUCAGUCACUAAUCCAGCUCCUACGAAGGAUGAACUGUGGCUGUCCAGUAAAUUGCGUGAACGUGGAUCACACGCAAAGGUGGCCUCGGCUGACACCACAAGAACGCCACUAAAAAGCAGGACAGCCGAACGUUCGUCAAAGCUGCCCUUUCGAGUCGCAGCACACCAUGAUCUCGAAGGCAGACGGUCUGCGUCCUCUUCCCUUCUGAAGUCACCUGUCGGAUCACUCCCACCAGUCGCCUCUCAAAGUACAACGGUUUACCAAGGAAACAUCGAACCGGUAGCUAAUAAGAUUUGCACACGGCUUGGCACCACAAAAAGAAGCGAAAUUUCGUCUCAGACUUCUACUGGCGCUAGGGAGGAGGAAAGUGGCAAUCUGAGUCCGCCGAUAGCAAUUCGCGAGCCUUCGCGGAAUGGCACAAAGUGGAAGAGGCUUUUCAUCGAGCCUAGCAGCCGGCACACAUAUUGGGAGACGCUGACUGAAAGCGACACGGGUACCGCGGUCUGCGAACAAUCGAAAGGUUCAUCUGCGAUGGUUCUUCCCAGUGGCAGCGAAACUGGGAUGGGAAAUGUGCCGAAAGCAGUCGACCAAGGGGUCGGACCCGGCUCAAGAGCUGGCACUUGUAAGAAAGUCCUACUUGUAUCCGCUUCGGCAGAUCCUGCCAUUGACGCGGCACUUGCUGCGCCGGAAGGUCUCUAUAGUGGGACUAAUGUCACAGGCCUCGACAGCUACGAGAGCAGUGGCUCAGCAACCGAAGACGAAGUCGUUUCCCAGGUGCCCACCCAAAUCCACUUCCGACCAGUUCCGCUGCAAGAAACUUCCGAAUUUAGACGAAAACGUUUCCUACCAGAAAAAGGAGAGGAGCGCGGCUUUGCGACGCUCUGGAAGACUUCUAUGGUUGGCCGCUUCACCACGUCUAUGUCAACCGCUUUCCGAGACAUCCUCGUAAUGGCGACGACUCGUCGGUUCUUCAUGUUAAUUAUUUUCUGCGCAGCUACCGUCAUGCCAGCAUUCCAGUGGAUACAAUAUUCCAUCGUUUCUAAUAUAGCUGAACAGUACUAUAACGUGGGCAGCACUGCAGUGUCCUGGACAGCGAUGAUUUACUACGUCGCUUACAUCACCAUGGCGAUCCCGUGCGCGUGGAUUCUGGACAGCUACGGUCUACGCGUCGCUGUCCUCUGCGGAGCUUGUGGCUCAGCGAUCGGCUCCUGCAUCAAGUUGUUCAGCAUAGGUCCCGAUCUGUUUGCUGUUGUGCUCGUCGGCCAAGCGUUCCCGGCGCUUGCCACGGCUUUCACGUCCGCCGUACCUGCUCGGCUUGCGUCGGCUUGGUUCAAAUACGAAGAGAUAUCCACGGCCAGCUCGGCAGGCAUGCUGGGCGUUCAGCUGGGCACCGCGCUGGGAUUCUUCAUGCCGUCACAGGUGCUCGACAAGAAUGACAUCCAAGGGUCUCUCAGAGCGCUCUGCAUUGGAGUCGCAACCGCGAGUUGCCUAACAUUCCUUGUGGCUAUUGCGUGCUUCGAGGAAAAGCCUGUGCACCCGCCCAGCUUCUCGGAGAUGCUUAACCGCUUCGCGAAAACCAGGGUAUCUUUCGGGAAAGGCAUGCACGCGUUGAUAAAGGACCGCAACUUCAUCUUGUUGCUGCUCUCCUACGGAAUCAACACCGGCGGCUUCUAUUCAAUGUCGACUCUGCUCAACCCUGUGAUUACGAGCUACUUCCCCGGUGAAGAGAGCUUCGCUGGCGUUCUGGGGUUGUCCAUGAUUAUCUCUGGAUUUCUAGGGUCCUGGAUCGGCGGCGUCAUUGUCGACAAGACGGCGAUGUUCAAAGAAGUCACGCUCGCAGCCUACAUUUUUUCGACGAUGGCGAUGCUCCUGCACACGUUCGUGCUCCUCAUGCACUGGCAUUCACUGACCGUCGUAGUGUGCGUGUUCUUGGGCUUCUUCAUGGUGGGCUAUAUGCCUCUCGCGGUGCAACUCGGUGCCGAAAUCACGUAUCCGUUGAACGAAGCGCUGCCAGCGAGCCUGCUAAGCAUGUCCGCGCAAGGCACGAGCCUGGUCCUGACACCUAUUUGCAGUUUCGUGAUCGCCAAAUUUGGACACGUCGCCUCGAACGUCGCAAUCACUGGAAUGUUAGUGAUCGGCUGCCUGAUGAUGGCUAUGCUUCGCACAGAACUUAAGAGGCAAAAGGCUUUCAUGCGUGUGCAGCGAAAGCGCGCGAUUACGGUUCCUCGCUAUGAAUCCGGUCGCGUGCCGAGCUCGCCCAGCGAAGAGUUGGACACAGAAACUGAACGAAGCAAAGACACUGCGUCUUCGGUAUAAGUUGCUGCCUAUCAGGCAAUCUUCAAUUGUCGUCCUUUAUUUGUGUUUCUCGCCCAGUAUUUUCGAAAUUUUGAAGCAACUGUUUUCUGGCUAUGAGUGUACGAUUUCAGCGCUGUCUUUUCGCUUCAACAGAAUGCACCUUAUGUUGCUGUGUAAGGAGCUGCGGCUUCUUGUAAAGGCAGCUUCUGUAACAUGCGUGAUUUUGUGUUGACGAGAAUAACAGGUUCGAGAGAGAAUUCUGUGAGAUAUCGCUCUGCA